Molecule: messenger RNA, 3156 nt
Organism: Seriola dumerili (greater amberjack)
Lineage: Eukaryota; Metazoa; Chordata; Actinopteri; Carangiformes; Carangidae
Product: erythroferrone-like
Exons: 8
Coding region: 421-1350 (309 amino acids)
Molecular function (GO): hormone activity
Source: RefSeq, a predicted model, not a curated record
GGGAGCAGGGAGGCAGAUAAAAGGGGCUCAGCAGAGAGGAAGAGCAGAGGAGAAAAACAGGCUCCAGGAGGAAGGAGUCUGCGCUGAAACACAAGAGAGGAAGAGCUGGAAAAAGAGGAGGAGGAGGAAGCACGAGACCCACGGAGAGAAACCUCCCUCAAAGACUCUGUGUUUACGUCUGGAGAGAGAGGAGGAGGCCGCAGGAGGUGAAGAAAAGACGUCACAGGGGGAGAUUUCAGGAGGAGAGCUUGGUGUCAAAGGUCAUCACAUGAGACGUUCAACAUACCCACUGAACACAGGCUCAGCUGAUGUAAGAGGAGCAGACCUACAGAGGUGCAUCAUGGGAACAUCUUAGGUCCAUACAGACGCAGACCUGAACGCCUUCGUCCUCUGGUUCCACCUCUCCCACACCCGCCCAGCAUGCUGCUCAGGUUAUCCCAGGGAAGGAGCUCUCCAGGUGGGGCAGGAGGGCUGCUGCUGCUCCCUGUGCUCCUAGGAUUGAUGAUGAUGAUGAUGAUGACGGCGGUGGUAGUGGAGGCGGCGAGCGUCGAUGACGUAGAGAGUGAAGAGAGUCAGGAGAUGCUGGAUGAGGACGAGGCCGUCAGCACCGAGAUCCUGGAGUCGGCGUCCUCCGACCUGUCCAGAGUGUCUCCUCUCAGCUCCUGGCUCAUCUUUAGAAGAAACUCCAACAAGGGGGACAACCGGAGAACCAAAGGGUCCAGGAGAACCUCCAAGCAUGGUCUUCCAGGCCCUCCAGGACCUCCAGGACCACAGGGGCCUCAGGGCCCCCCCGCCCCCCUCCUGCCCCAACAACAGGAGCUCAUCCAGGAGCUGCAGCUAAAACUGAGAGACAUGGCAGGAGGAGUGUGUCUGCUGUGUGAUCGUCCUCCUCGUGUCUCCACCUCCUUCCUGAGUCGCCUCCUGCAGCCUGUCAUCAUCCCACGCCGCAGCCUGCUGGAGCUGCAGUCCUUCAGCAAGCCCUCAGACUCCGAGCAGAGCCUCCAGAGGGGUCAGAGCUUCAACACCAGCACCGGCCGAUACACAGCACCCGUCUCUGGCUUCUACCAGCUCACAGCCAGCCUCCUGAUAGAGUCUGGUGACAGAGUCCAGGUCCGGCUCAGAGACAGUGUGAGGGCAGCGAUCUGCAUCGAGUCUCUGUGUCAGAGUAACCUCUCUGUGGAGUCGGUGAUGGGCGUGGCAGCUGCUGGAGGAACCUUCAGCAUCUUACUGACAGGAACGCUGUAUCUACAGGCUGGAGAGUACGUCUCAGUGUUUGUGGACAACGCCACCGGCUCGGCCAUCAGCGUCCUGCAGGACUCCCUGUUCUCUGGGAUCCUGCUUGGAGUCUGAGCACCAACACGCGGCAGAGGUGUGACAUCAUCCAUUCAAGCCCCUCCCACACCAUCACAUCCGCUUCAUCAUUUAAACAGACUGGUGGCACAGCUGUUCACCGCCCCUCCCCCACCUGCUGUCACCGAUCAGCUGCACCAUGUGAUCAGGGCGGAGUCAGACAUCCAGACCUGAUGAGACAGAGUCCGGACCUGGAUCUGCUUCUAGAUGAUAAAGUGAAUAAGAGAAGCUCAACUGUCCUUUACACCUGUCACAUCACAGCUACGUCUCCACGCCGGGAUCACUCCUCCCCCUCGCUUCCUGUCUGCGUCUUCCUGUUGUUGUGGCGACGGACGAUGAUCUCGACGCAGGAGCUGUGGUCCUGCAGCUCACACUGAGCAGACAUCUCCCUCCCUCUGCUCCAGCCACCAGCUCCACCUUCACAACAACCAGCUAUUCUCAAAGGAGCCACGCCACUCGUGUAACAUUAUCUUCAUCAAAGAGACAUAAUCGCCGGCACGCAUGAACGACACAUUAGCAUAACUUGAUUGCAGGCUGGAUCAUGUGUUCAGGGGAGGCGGAGUUCACACCCUGCACAAAAUGUAUUUGUCAUCUUACUGUCAUCACUCAGGUUGUCCAUGAGAGAGAGAGAGAGAGAGAGAGAGAGGACGAGAGAUCAAGACUCUCUCUUUUCUUUUCUAUUUUUCUUUCUUGCUCCCACAUAAUGAGUGACGACUGAGAAAGACGAGACACCAACAAACACUCAGCGCUCCACCGGGUGAAGACAGGACGGUCUGACGGUGGUUAAGAUCGUAGCGUCCUCACUAUCAACCGUCCACUCACAAAGAGCUUUUCUAGUCAUACAGACCAGUCACAGUACAUUCACCUAUUCACUCACACAUACGUCAUCACACCCACACACUGAUGGAACAGCCCGAGGGCACGUCAACACGUGGGCCGGGGAUCGAACCACCGACCUUGUGAUUAGCAAUACAACAACACCAAGAAAAUAAUCUUUAACUGGGUGAAAAAUAUUUGAACUGUCAGAGUGUUAACACCAACGAUGACUUAAUAAAGACUCAUGACAUAUAAAACUAUCUGCUUUAACUUUUCAUUUUUCAGCAGCUGCAGUUCAAACCUCCACUGACAUUAAAUCUGAGCUGCAGACGUGUGUUUGUGUAUUUACACACUUUUUCCAGGACUCUCAGCCUCUCUAACAAAGAGGCCUGUGUUAAAGGCCAAAUGAAACAUCGUAUGAAACCCUCAUUCAUUUUCCUGCACAGAAUUGACAUUAAGUCUGGAUGUGUGGGCGAGGCUGGGCGACGCCUCUGAAGUGUGUCCUGUUCGUCCACAGAGACACGUCAUUGAACUACAACACAGUCCAGGACAAUGUCCAGAGGUUUACUGGACGGAUCAGUUCCCGUCUGUGGACUGAGACUCCACACAGGCCUCUGAUGUCCCGAAUGCUGAGACUCAGAAAACUCAUGAUCUUGUGUUUGUGGAGGGAUUUUUCUGUUUCAUGUCAGAGCUGACAUUUUCCUGGAGCACCGCCUGGUGGACGAUAGAGGAACUGCAGCAGUGGAGGCUGGUCGUCUGAUCUCUUUGAAUAUCUGACAUUGUGUUAAAUCGUUAUGUUUCAGCAGCUCAUCAAGAACUGAGAGCUGAAGCUAACGGAGGAAAUACUGAGAAUAACCACCUGAACAGGUGAACAGGAACCACCACCCCGCUCCACAGAGACUUGUACAGAUUGAUCUAAUGAUUGUAUGACGUCACUCCUCAUUCUACUUUCAUAUGAAUAUUUAUUCUCUGGAUGAAACAAGUUGUGAA